UGUAUGGUCAUACAGCUAGCUCAAGCAGGAACAACAAUACAGAAAGGCGUAUUGAGAACCUUUUCUAAACACAGGCACAACUCGACAAGUUCAAAGAACAACAGGACAGUAUGGCCACCACUGUUGCUGUCAGUCCCAGUGAAUACCUUCAGCCCUCCACCGCUUCUACACAACAGGACGCCCAGCCGUCUCCGCUGGCCCUACUAGCGGCCACCUGCAGUAAAAUCGGCCCUCCUGCUGCUCAGGCCACCGUCACAUCCCCUCCAGCACAGCCACAGCCGCGGAGGCUUCUUCCCAUAAAGCCGGCUCCCAUAGCCCCCGCUCCACCAAAAAACCUGGGUUUCCUUUCAACAAAGGGCAAUGUGAUCCAGCUUCCUGCCGGAUUGGGCUCCACUGCCCCUGGCAACCCAAUUGUCCUUACUAUCCAGCAGAGUCCUGCCCGCACCAACACCCCUGGCCCUGCCAACAUCCAAUACCAGGUGGUGCCACAGAUGCAGGGUGGCCAGACUAUCCAGAUGAUGCCACAGGGAGGACAGAUCCAACUUAUUCCAGGCACCAACCAGGCCAUCAUUACCACUCCAAUGACUGUGCCGGCCCCGGCGGCCGCCACCGCUCCCGUCACUCCCCAGAAGACCGUAGCCAUAAAGCCCUCUCUAAAGGUGCGGAAGCCAAACAACACAGCUGCAAAUGUGGUGCAGCUGCCAAGUGGGCUCACACUUCCCCUGAACGUGUCCACAGGAGAGGUGGGUGGAACUCCAAUCGUCACAGAAACGGCAGCUGUUCUUCCCACUCCUGAAAAGGGACGACGAGGGAGAAGGAAGAAAGUGGUUUUGCCUGCUGAACCUCCUCCGCCUGCUCCCACACAGCCCUCUUCCCCAUCCCCGGAGCAAAUGGAGACCAUACUAAUAGAAGCUGGGGACAACAUCAUACAGGCAGGGAACAAUCUAUUGAUUGUGCAGAGUCCUGGGCAGCCGGCUAUGGUGCAACAAGUUCAGCUGGUCCAGCCCAAGCCGGAGUCUCAGUUGGUUCAAAUCCCCCAGCAAGCCCUGAAGGUGGUGCAGGCUGCGUCUGCCACGCUGCCGACGGUUCCCCAGAGACAACCCACCUCUACGAGUAUGAGCAUCUCUCCAACUGAUCCCUCACCAACACAGAUAAUAUUCAAAACGGCUUCGGGUGAGUGGCAGACGAUCCAGCUUCAGGAUUCCAUCUCUACGACGACGACCACCGCCACGACAGUCGCCCCCACCACCACCAUAUCCACGCCGGCCGGCCAGAAGAAGACUCAAGCGGCAGGAAAAAAGGAGCGGACCCUGGCCAAAAUAGCUCCGGCUGGUGGAAUGAUUGCGUUCAACCCCUCCCAGCUCUCGUCAGCGGCCCAAGCCGUCCAGACCAUCAGCAUCAACGGGGUCCAGGUCCAGGGAGUUCCUGUUACCAUCACCAACGCAGGCGGUGAGCUGAUGGAGGGUCAGCAGCACCUGACGGUGCAGACGAUGCAGGGGGGAGGGAUACAGAUCGCUUCAGCGCAGGGACAGCCGGCCAUCCAGGUGGACCAGACUCUUACGCUGGAGCUGCCCAGUCAGCCAGGAGAGAAGAAACGACGCAUGGCCUGCACCUGCCCCAACUGUAAAGAUGCAGACAAAAGGCCUGGGGAGGUGGGGAAAAGGAAACACAUCUGCCACGUCCCCGGCUGCGAGAAAACGUUCAGGAAAACGUCGCUGCUCAGAGCUCACGUCCGGUUGCACACCGGGGAGAGGCCCUUUGUCUGCAACUGGGUUUUCUGUGGGAAACGCUUCACACGCAGCGACGAGCUGCAGAGGCAUGCAAGGACGCACACAGGAGACAAGCGCUUUGAGUGCAGCCAGUGUCAGAAGCGCUUCAUGAGGAGCGACCACCUUACGAAGCAUUACAAGACUCACAUAAACACCAAGAACUUGUGAGCGGACUUGAAUGUGUUUUUACUCUGGCGGGCUGUGAGGAUUGUUCUGGAGGAAGGAGGUUCGGUUCUGAUCACACAGGGAGAUGCUCCACAUCAAGCCCUCAUGUUCGCUGUCACUCCUGCAGGAUGUGCCUGUGUGAGCUAGAGAGAAAUCCUUCCACACAAACUUCAGACUGAUCCAGAAAGGUCAAUAAUAAUGUUUUAUUUUGCUUUUUUUCUUUUUCCUUUCCCUUUAAUUCUCCUGUCCGAGUAAACGCCAGAACCAGCACCAGCUGAAUUUGUACGAUAAGAAGGUGUAAUUUGAGAUGAUGAUGAUGCUCGAGUCUUCUUGCUUAUUUAUUAACUUCUAUGAAGGACACAAAGUUAAUCCGACACCAGAGCCUGAGAUUCCAGGAUCUGUGUGACAGUUUCCAGCUCCUUUGGGUUUUUGCAACCAAAACUUUUUUCUUUUUUUCUUCUUCCAUUUGUUUGGUUUUUGGAAUAUUUGUAGCGGCCUGAGACUGCCAAGCACCAAAAAAGGAUUUAUGGUCGGAAAUGUUGUUUUAGAGUUACUGGUGAAUUAAAUCCUAAACUUAUCCUUUGGAAAAAGUUUAGAUGGUUAUAUCUGACAUUUUUAAACUAAUGUUAUCAUAAAUAAUGAUAACUAUAAUAAGCGAUUUAUCCAGUGUUUCCCUGCAUAGCUACACUAGAGUUGGACUAAAUGAGGCUCAGAGUAAAAACACAGGAUACAAAAUCAAAGCAAAAAUCACUUUCAAAGACGCAAGAGUUGGUUUUGUUCACAUUAGUGAGGCUCACGUUAGUCCGUCCAGAGAGGCAGGACAGAGUAGCAGUAAGUCGGGGUCAGAGAGGGAUAAAUACGGACUAUAGGGCCCACACUCACUGUGCCUUACACGUUGAUACUGGAAGUUUCACAUAUUUCAAGAUAAGAAUAUUUAUUGGGUAACAUAGAAAGGAUGCUAGUGGAAAUACCAGGCCAACAGUUUGAGCUACCCUUCCAAAUGUUACAGGUGAUGCAGUGGUACACUUGAUCAUCAUUUUACUGCGAACGCAAAUGAAAACAUGUAUUUCUGAAGUUCAAAAGCAGAAAUGAAACUGAAAAGUUCCAAAUGAAAUUUCGUCAACACUUUUCUAACUUAAGAGUAGGAGCGUAUCAGGUUGUUUUUUUUCUCCAAAGCCUGUCUCAUCAGCAAGUCACAUUUGAUAUGUGAGUGAUUUGUCCUGUACUUUACUCAUAAGCUGUUUGAUCAGAUUGAUGAGCAACAUGUAAGUACCCUAAACACACCUUUAGAGAAACACUGCAAUGAAUUCUGACCGGCUCCUUCAUUCACUGUGUUUUUGAGACACUUGAGGGGGAUUUGGCGGUCAGGUUAGAACGUGUUAAGUCCUAAUGUGUUAAAACACAUUCAAAUAUUAGUGAUCAGACCUGGCCGCUACAUAACUGGUUAUCCAUCUUGGAUACCACAGAAGGUACAGAGUGUCUUGGGCUAGGCGUCAGAUUUCAAUACUCGUUUGGUACUGAAACGUCAUUCUUUGACUUCUCAUUCUCUUUCAAGUCAUCAUUCAUUUAAACUCUCUUUAGACUGUAUUCCACAUGUUGUUAAAUGCCUGCUUGGUCGUCGUCAGCUCAAUGAAACACCACCAUAACUGCUGCUUCUUCAAGAAAUAAAUUAUUUGAAAUUUUGUCCUGAUGUAUAUUUAAAAGAAUAUACUUCCCUGAGUAAAGAAUCCAAGAAGUGCAAACGUUGCUCGUCGUGUCCUCGGAAAUAGGAUGAACAAGAUUCCAGGGUUCCAGUUUCACUCUGCUUCACUUACAGUAUCAUUUUGAUCUAGUGAUUUAUAGCCUAUGCAUUGUUGUAUAUAUGAUUGGAUUUUUAAUUAUUGGGCCUGAUUUGACAAUCAUGUCACAUGAUGUAAAAAAAAAACCUAAAAAACAAAAUGCUUCCUCAACUUUCUUAGUCAUAUUUUUCAGCUACAGUAUAUGAUUUGUGUCGAUAUAUACAGGCGACUGGCAUCGGUUGUACUGUACAGGAUUCAUAAGAGAAAUCCUACUAUUCCUAACCUUUUUAAUAGUGCACAUGUGUACCGUGUUUUACCACCAGUUCAUCAGUCUGUUUCAAGUGUGACGUUGAGAGUUCGUCUUCUUCAAACAGAUUUAACUCGAUUGAGAAGCUGAUGGGUCAAAUGAGUUUUGGAGCUUGGAGAUUGAUGGCUGAGGUGUUUUAAUUACACAUUUUUAUGUAAAUUAAAAAAAAACUUUGUCAAACUAGAUUUUUAUUUGUAAAGCACUCGGAGCAAGAUUUCAUUGAAGUUCUUCACAGAGGUGCAGAUGUAAAGUUUAGGUGGCCAAUAUUUGGUUUGUUUUAUUUCAUUUCCUUUUUUUUUUCUUUAAACAUGUGUCCAAACACGUGAAAUGCUAUUGGGAUGGCGAGACGGACCCAUAUUUAUGCUUUUCAUGUUUUAAAUAUGUAAAUAUAGUGUGUGUCCUCGGACACGGUAUAUGUAGGAUAUUAAAGAAAAUCAAAGUGAAGCUGCAUCGCUGUCCCGUUGGCGCAGCCGGCCGGGAAGGAAAGGACUUUGUACAGUUUGUAAGGAUUCAAAUAUAAUGUGACGUUGUAUAGCUUCAUUCCUGCUUUGUAUAAGGUGUCUAGAUCUUUUUUCUGUUGAAUGAAAGAUGCCUUAGACAGCUGGGCCCAGUAUUUAACUUUGCUUUUCUAAUUAUGCUUAACAUUUGUAAAAAACAUAUUUUCAAAUUUUAACUUAUGUUACAUGAUAAUGUCUUUGAGCACUGAUUAAAAAAAGCCAGGUUCCAAAAUUUGUAAAAUGAAUGCUGAUUGAAAUUAAAUAUUUGUUGUUUUUUCAGUUUUUUUUGUUUUGUUUUGUUUUUUAUCCCAAAUUAAGGAACUACUGGUGCCUGGUUUCUGUGAAUUCAAAAGCUGUCCUUCUCCUAGCAUAUAUGUAACACACUUGUGCUUAUCAGGAGGAAAACAGACAACCAGCAAUUACAUUCAUGAAUUAUAUGAAGGUGCUACAACAUAGUUUGCUCCUUUUCUACAAUCACAUCUACAAUAAAAGGCUCAACCAUUACAA
Cololabis saira (Pacific saury) is the source of this 5023-nucleotide messenger RNA. RefSeq names its product sp2 transcription factor (gene sp2). NCBI's taxonomy places the organism in Eukaryota, Metazoa, Chordata, Actinopteri, Beloniformes, Belonidae. Gene Ontology annotation, molecular function: RNA polymerase II cis-regulatory region sequence-specific DNA binding; DNA-binding transcription factor activity, RNA polymerase II-specific. The transcript is spliced from 8 exons. The record is from RefSeq and is a predicted model, not a curated record. The coding region runs from base 111 to 1937 and encodes 608 amino acids. Gene Ontology annotation, biological process: regulation of transcription by RNA polymerase II.